This is a messenger RNA of Macadamia integrifolia, 2944 nucleotides long. Its product is annotated as homeobox protein BEL1 homolog. The transcript is spliced from 6 exons. Lineage: Eukaryota; Viridiplantae; Streptophyta; Magnoliopsida; Proteales; Proteaceae. The record is from RefSeq and is a predicted model, not a curated record. Gene Ontology annotation, molecular function: RNA polymerase II cis-regulatory region sequence-specific DNA binding; DNA-binding transcription factor activity, RNA polymerase II-specific. The coding region runs from base 904 to 2646 and encodes 580 amino acids. Gene Ontology annotation, biological process: regulation of transcription by RNA polymerase II.
AUCUCAUCUUCUCCCCAGUCCCUAUUUUUGGAACAUUUUCCUUACCCAGCAUCUAUUCUCUCUCUCUCUCUCUGAAGGUUUCUGAAAAGUGUUCAAAGAACUGAGAGUUUGGAUUUAAGAUCAGACCCAACAGUAAGAGAACAGAAACCAACCAGUCUGAAAAAGUCAGAAAGGGACUAGAGUUAACACAUAAAGCUAACUAUAUAGUUUAAGUGAUCACGGUGCUCAAGUGGUGGUGGCGGCUUGUAGCUUGUGUACCAGGCAAAGCCGCAAAGGACCAUAUAUAUGAUCACUUUCUCUCUCUAUUACUAUUGCUGCUGAUUCUGUGGCACUUUAUGGAAGUGAAAGAGAAGGUGUGUGGUGGUGUUAGGAGCUUUUGAUCUUCUUCCUACUUGUUGGGCUUUCCCUUUAAAGAUUAUAAUAUUAUUUUAUUUAUAGGUUUUUUUUGGGUGAUCUUCCUUAUUUUAUUAUUAUUUUUAUUGAUUUUUUUAAUAAUUUGUUGGAUGUGGCCCUUAGAGAAUGAAAUAAUUGAGAGGAUUUGAUUUGGGCAAAGCUUAUUUUGGAUGUAUUUAAAUGAUGGAGUAUUGGUCCACUUGGCCUAAUUAAAGAGAGAAGAUAGUAGAGGUGAUCAGAUCAUCAUGGCUCUAUCUGCUACUAUUUCUGAGGAGAUAUCUUCUGAACUUACCUUCCUAGGUUGGUUUUCAGGGUUUACCAUGUUAAGCUAUCUGAACAAUUUUUGAAAAGCAGUGGCGCACCACCUCUUUCUCCACUUCUGCCACCACUCAAACCCCACCACCACCACCACCGACACCAAAGUCCACCAACUCCGGCGACUCUUGAAUUUUAUAACGUAAUAUUUCCUUCUCUAGACUGUUGCAGGAUCAGUAGAAGAGAUCUUCUUCUAUGGCUCAAGGGAAACCCAGGAACUUGGCUGCUUCUUCUUCUAGGUUUUCUUAUUUGGGUAGCUCUUCUAAUAACCCAACAAUUCAUAUCCCAAGUUAUGAAACAAAUUCAGAGCUCUUUAAUUUGACUAAUGGGAUGGAGAUGUUAGGGUUUCCUCCCUCUAAGAAUAUCUCAACUGGGUUUUCUGAAGGAACGAGUCAAAGCUUGAUCAUGGAAUCGGGGUGGCAAGAUACCAGGUUAAUAGUGGAUGAUUCAUCUUUGAGAUGUGUGUUACCCUGUGAAAGAAACGAGUCACGGCCGAGUCAAGGUCUCUCUCUUUCUCUCAGUUCAAACAAGCCUUCUAGUAUUGGAAUACAGUCUUUUGAGCUCAUGCCAUCCAACUUAAGAGAUGGGUUCUUUGGGAAAUCUCCAAAUCUUCAAGACCAAGAUGGGUUUGUAAAUCUUCAUCAAACACAGACUCACUUUGAGCUCAAGAACUCAAAGUACUUAGUUCCUGCUCAGGAUCUUUUGAAUGAGUUCUGUAAUCUCAGAAUAAAGCAAACAGAUCAAUUGAAGCAGAAACCACAGAAGACUAAUCAAUGGGAAGAUGACAACAAUGGUUCUCGGAGACAAUCUUUUUAUAGUACUUCAGACGUUCUUGAAUUGCAGAAAAGAAAAUCCAAAUUGAUUUCCAUACUUGAAGAGGUGGAUAGAAAAUACAGGCAAUACUGUGAUAGGAUGAAGGCUGUGAUGUCAUCUUUUGAAGCAGUAGCCGGUGCCGGAGCGGCGGCAGUGUAUUCGGCGUCGGCAUCUAAGGCUAUGUCAAGGCAUUUUAGGUGUCUGAGAGAUGGGAUUGUGGGACAGAUAAAGGCAACCAAGAAAGCAAUAGGAGAGAAAGACCCAGUUGCACCAGGAACAACCACAGGAGAGACACCAAGAUUGAGACUUCUUGAUCAAACCCUAAGGCAGCAAAGGGCAUUUCAACAGAUAAGCAUGAUGGAGAGUCAUCCUUGGAGACCUCAAAGAGGCCUCCCUGAACGAUCUGUUUCUGUUCUUAGAGCCUGGCUCUUUGAACAUUUUCUUCACCCGUAUCCAAGUGAUGUGGAUAAACACAUAUUAGCUCGCCAAACUGGUCUUUCAAGAGGCCAGGUUUCAAAUUGGUUCAUCAAUGCAAGGGUGAGGCUAUGGAAACCCAUGGUGGAGGAGAUUUACUUAGAAGAAACAAAGGAGGAGCACCAAGACAAUGUUGGGUCAUCAUCAGAUGGGGUACUUGCAGGGCUCCACAACAACCAUAUUUCUCAUCAGGACCAGAAGCCCACAGCUGAUCAACUUGUCCGAGGCAACUCAGAUUCUCUAUCUUCUAUCAUCAGCAACCCAGACAAAGAAGAAGAUAGUAGAAAGCAUCACAGACAACAACAACAACAACAACAACAACACUACCACCAACAACAACUACAGCAACAUCGACAGCAGUUUGGGAGAUCAGUAGCAGAAACAUUUGGUGUUGUGGACUUAGACUUCUCCUCCUAUAAUCAUCAUCAGACAGCCAACACUGUUUCUUAUGGAAAUGAUGGUGGUGUCCAUCACAACUUUGGCAAUGGUGUGUCUCUAACUCUAGGAUUGCAACAGAACUCUCUCUUCUUCCCCAGAGAUCACCUUGAAGAUUGUCAAUCAGUUCAGUAUUCCAUUCUGGAGGGGGAGGGGCAGAAUCUACCUUACAGGAACUUGAUGGGAGCACAGUUGCUCCAUGACUUGGCUGGGUAGCUGGAGAUAGUACCCUACUUUUAGACUACAUGCUGUGGAGUGAGGAUGGUGAUGGAAGAUAGAUAGAAUUACAUGGUAAUAUUGAUACAUACUUUAAAAAGUUCCAUAUGGUUAUGAAGAAAUUAAAAUGGGUAAUGUUCCACGUACUUUAGCUAUAUCAUGGUAGUAUACUUAGAUUAUGAUACUUCGAUAGGAUGAAAGUGGAUUGUUAUUGUCAUUCAUUGGUGGCAGAGUUUAUAGAUACUUCUUCUUUUAUUUCAGUUCAUGAUAGUAGUAACUUGUAUAUUCAUUUUCUUCA